AUGGAGCCAAUGGAGUUCUUAUCCAGAUCUUGGAGCGUUACUGCAGCCAAGAUUUCAAAAGCCUUUGCACUUAAAUCAAAACAAUCUAUGCUUGACAAAAAGAAUAUUAUCCGGUUACCUGAAUCAUUCAUCGCACAACAACUUAAACAGAAGAUUAUGAACCCAUCAAACGUCCAAAGUGUUACGCCAAGAGAGAAAAGGUUUAAUCACAAGGAUGCUAUUAUGAGAAGUGUGCAGAAGAAAGAUAAGGUCCGGGAGGAAAAAGCACAAGCCCAUGCCACCCUCUUUGUCACUAGGUUGGCAUCAACGGUAGCUUCCAUCACUACAACUGAGAGCGAAAGGUUGGACGAUUCAAGAAUGAGCACUGCUCUUAUGUCAGCUACAGAGCUAUUAGCAUCAUAUUUCUUCGAGUUGGUAGAAUCAGUUGGAGCUGAUCAUGAUCUAAGUCCACAAAAACGACGAUAA
Cynara cardunculus var. scolymus (artichoke) is the source of this 465-nucleotide messenger RNA. RefSeq lists its product as uncharacterized. Gene Ontology annotation, biological process: leaf vascular tissue pattern formation; auxin-activated signaling pathway; phloem or xylem histogenesis. The transcript has 2 exons. The record is from RefSeq and is a predicted model, not a curated record. NCBI's taxonomy places the organism in Eukaryota, Viridiplantae, Streptophyta, Magnoliopsida, Asterales, Asteraceae. The coding region runs from base 1 to 465 and encodes 154 amino acids.